Vespula vulgaris is the source of this 3378-nucleotide messenger RNA. RefSeq names its product anoctamin-1 (gene subdued). Gene Ontology annotation, biological process: chloride transmembrane transport. The transcript is spliced from 11 exons. The record is from RefSeq and is a predicted model, not a curated record. Lineage: Eukaryota; Metazoa; Arthropoda; Insecta; Hymenoptera; Vespidae. Gene Ontology annotation, molecular function: protein dimerization activity; chloride channel activity. Gene Ontology annotation, cellular component: plasma membrane. Bases 255 to 3209 code for a protein of 984 amino acids.
UGAGAUCAUAUCUAUGACGUCCGAACAAAUUUAAUGAGACCUUUUUUGUCAAAAUGUACUUAAAAUGAUCGGAUGCUUUGUAACAUAACCCUAAUAAUGUGGCACGUGUAUUAGGCAUAUACAUUUGAAAAUAAUGAUGACUAGUGUAGAGAAUUCAUUAAUAAUUUUAAUUCAUAUAAAUCUUUAAAUUUCUUUUUAUCAUCUUGCUGCUUAACUUAAAAAGAAAGUUUUCAUUCCAAUCUUUUUAAUAAAAUAUGGAAGAAGAAGAUGAAGUUUUUAUGAAACUGACACAACAAUGCGAAAGUCAUACUCCAGCAUUAAGCGUUUAUCAUUCACUACAAGACAAUUUAAAUUAUGGAUCACAACAAACUAUAUAUCGUAGUCCCAGAAAUACGUUAUAUGAAGAUGCCAUAAGUAUGAACAGUUUAUACAGCCGAACAUCACCUCAAAACAAUGGUUCCUUGAAUGAUGAUGAUAUAUUGCCUGUUGAUAACGAAACUAAUGAGGCUAUUAUGAAUGGAAGCUGUAGCGAGAUAAAUCAAUCCGAUAGUUCUACAAGAUUUAGUUUAUUCUUUAAAGAUAAGAUUCGUUCUGUUGAUUUUGUACUGGUUUGGGAUGACUUUGAUGGAGAAGCAAAAACAUACCGUAGUGUGGAACAUAGACGGGUAUUUGAGACAAAUCUACAAAAAGAAGGUUUAGAAUUAGAGUAUGAACCGGUAGAAGCAAAUGGUCUGCAUUUUAUAAAAAUUCAUGCCCCUCGGGAAGUCCUACGGCGAUAUGCAGAAAUAUUAAAACUUAGACUUCCAAUGAAAGAAAUACCCGAAUUAGUAAAUCCUCCAACACAUAAUAACGUUAUAAUCAAUGAAGUAAAUUCGUUUUUUAAAAGAAUUAUGAAACAUUAUUAUGUUGAUACAACUAUUUUUCCAGCGAUUAAGCAUAAAUUUACUGCCAUAUAUAGUCGAGAUAAAGAAUACUUAUUUGAUUUAGAUUCUCCUAACUUUUUUACUUCUGCAAUACGAUCAAGAAUAGUCCAAUUUAUUUUGGAUAGAACACGAUUUGCUAAAACCAAGAAUGACGAUUUUGCAUUUGGUAUUGAACGACUUAUUUCUGAAAGAUCAUAUGUGGCAGCAUAUCCAUUACAUGAUGGUAAUCUUCAUACUGAGGAUUCUAUGCGAUAUCUUUUGUACACUGAAUGGGCUAGUGUAAAAAAAUGUCUUCAUUAUCAACCAUUGGACUAUGUAAAAGAAUAUUUUGGAGUAAAAAUUGGAUUAUAUUUUGCUUGGUUGGGAUUUUAUACACACAUGUUAAUACCAGCUAGUAUAGUUGGGCUCCUUUGUUUUAUAUACAGUUGUGCUACCUUAUAUUCUAAUGAACCUAGUGAAGAUAUAUGUAAUGGCAAUGGUACUAUUGAUAUGUGUCCAUUAUGUGAUCAUUUUUGUGGAUAUUGGGAUCUCAAAGAAACAUGUUUACAUGCUAGAAUAACAUACUUAUUUGACAAUCCUUCUACUGUCUUUUUCGCUGUAUUUAUGUCAUUAUGGGCCACUUUAUUUUUGGAACUUUGGAAGAAAUAUUCAGCCGAAAUAACUCAUAGAUGGGAUAUAACAAGUUUAGAUGCUCAAGAAGAACAUCCUAGACCAUUAUACUUAGCAAGACUUGCACAUAUUAAAAAAAAAUCUCUCAAUAUUAUUACAAAUGCAGAAGAACCAAAAGUUCCAUAUUGGAAAAUGAAACUUCCUGCCAAAAUUCUUAGCUUCUCCGUUAUUUUAUUACUAAUAGCAGUAGCAAUGGCUGCUGUACUAGGAGUAGUCCUAUACAGAAUGUCUGUUUUAACUGCACUAAGUUUUUAUGGUCAUCCUAUGGUUACUAGUUAUGCUAUAUUAUUUACAACUGCGACUGCGGCUACUAUUAAUUUAGGAUGUAUUAUAGUAUUUAAUUGGGUGUAUGUUUGGUUAGCUGAAUAUUUAACAGAGAUCGAACUCCUUCGUACACAAACUGAGUUUGAUGACAGUUUGACUUUAAAAAUAUAUUUGCUCGAAUUUGUGAAUUAUUAUGCUUCAAUAUUCUAUAUCGCAUUUUUCAAAGGAAAAUUUGUUGGAUACCCAGGAAAUUAUAAUCGUUUUUUUCAUUUUCGACAAGAAGAAUGUGGUCCUGGUGGUUGUCUUAUGGAAUUAUGUAUUCAACUUAGUAUUAUUAUGAUUGGAAAACAAGCAAUGAAUACAAUUUUAGAAAUGUUAUAUCCAUUAUUUUUUAAAUGGUUGAACACUUUAAAAGUUCAUGUUGGUGCUCGAAAAGUCACGAAAGAAGAAAAAAAUGGUUUUAAGAAAGACCCUCAAUGGAUUAAAGAUUAUAAAUUAGUACAAUUUGGACCUAGAAGUUUAUUUCCUGAAUAUUUGGAGAUGGUAUUACAAUAUGGAUUUGUUACUAUUUUUGUUGCUGCCUUUCCACUGGCACCGUUUUUCGCUUUAUUAAAUAAUGUUCUUGAAAUGCGAUUAGAUGCGAAAAAGUUAUUAGUAAUGUUUCGCCGACCUGUUGGGCAACGUGUUACAGAUAUCGGUAUAUGGUACAGAAUUCUUGAUUCAAUUUCUAAAAUAUCAGUCAUAACUAAUGGAUUCAUCAUAGCUUUCACAUCUAAUUUUAUACCACGUUUAGUUUACCUAAUGUCAAUUUCUGAUAAAUACAGUUUAGAAGGCUUUUUAGAUUAUUCUUUAGCAAAAUUUAAUAUCAGUGAUUUCGAAAAUAAUACUCAACCGAUGAGCGUAAAUAAUCAACGAACAGUGGAAAUCUGUAGAUAUCCAGAUUUUAGGGAACCACCAUGGUCAAAAAAUAAAUACCAGUAUACCAUUACAUUUUGGCAUAUCUUAGCAGCCAGAUUAGCUUUCAUUGUAGUAUUUGAGAAUAUAGUAGCCUUGGUUAUGAUUCUUGUACGUUGGUGCAUUCCUGAUAUCAGUCCAAAACUACGAGAUAAGAUACGCCGUGAAGCAUACAUUACUAAUGAAAUUAUUAUACAUCAAGAAGCAUUGCGUGCAAGUGUACAACCACACACGAGUACAGAAGAACCUCAACAAUAUGUUUUAAGUAAUGAAAGUGCAGAUAGAUGGAAUAGAGUUAUGAGAGGAUCAUUAUCCAAUUCUGAAUUUGAUUUAGAAGUCCAUGGAAGUCCUGUGUCUCCUGUUUCUACAACAUCUCGAGUUGGUCCAGCUGCAUUAUAAAGUUUUGGAUAAAAAUUUGAAUCACAUAUGAAUUUAAUAAUUAUAACUUUAAUACUCGCUUUUAUAUGUGUAUAAAAAAUAUAUAUAUAUCUAUACAUAUGCUAAGUUAUUAAAGAUUUAAAAAAUAUUUUAUCUAUUUAUAAAAUAAAAUUUUGUUUGUUUUUCUAUC